AUGGGAGAUGAAAAUCCGAGGAUUAUGUUCGGUGUGAUCAUCACCGUGUACGUUGAUCGUGAAAUGACGACCGUCCGAUCGUUACGAGCGAGACGGAAAAAUGAAAGGACGUGGAGGCGUGACAUCGGAAGGACACGUGGCUAUGAUCGGAGAGCUAAUCUGUUAGCGUACAUUCGUCAGCUGAGGGCUGAAAGUCUCGCCGGAGAUUCGAAAUGCGACGGCGUAGAGAGUGACAUCACAUCCGAACGGCCGAACCCGAAGAAAAAGAAAAAAAGGUGGAUACCAAAGAUGAUGAGUAAGUUCCGGUUACCGUUUCUCCGGCCAUUUCGUCGGAAAAAUAGGACGUGGAGAUAUCGCCAGUUUGUUCCAGAUGAAGAAGAAGGAGAAGCAAAGAGCAAAGCUUACAGUUCAGAUAUCUGGAAAAAGCUUAAACAUGUGGUCGGAGGAUUAUCGCGCGGCUGCGUACGAAGUAGAAGAGACUCAUGAAGACAAAACAAGAAUCAAUAAACGGACUUUUGUCCGAUGUUGACAGUAGGGAGUAAUUACAAUC
Messenger RNA from Eutrema salsugineum, 550 nucleotides. RefSeq lists its product as uncharacterized. Bases 1 to 486 code for a protein of 161 amino acids. The transcript is spliced from 3 exons. NCBI's taxonomy places the organism in Eukaryota, Viridiplantae, Streptophyta, Magnoliopsida, Brassicales, Brassicaceae. The record is from RefSeq and is a predicted model, not a curated record.